CGAAGUGCGAUCACGUAGCGAUAGAGGGUCAACAGAGAUAAACUCUUGCGCCAGACAUGGUAGACUUUGUCCGCGUCCAGUCUUCCCUGCCCCGUCACCAAGGGGCAGUCCCCGUUUUACGUGCAGGAAGUCAAUUACCUGGUUACAAAGGCUACAUUCCACAGCUGAAGUACAGAUUUGGUGAUACAUAUGGAAAGACAACUCAUAAAAUUGCAAAGGAGAUUGAAGAGUCACAAUGGAACUCUUGUAUCAAGAAGUCACGUACGGACUUGACACCCUUUCACGCUUCUAUCCAACGUGAGAUGACACACCUGAAGGAGGACACUCAAGACAUUGUCAAAUCUCAACUCAUAACUGGAUACACAGGGUAUAUACCAAAAUUAUCAUUUAUAUACGGAGAUACUUAUCCAAAAGCGUCUGAGAUUUCCAUGAAUAAUUUCAAAACUGAACAAAAAGAAUUCAGACUCAAGAAGUCUCUUUUGGAGAAGCAAACCAGUUUUCAAUCUCCAUUGACGCCAAUUACUUCAGAAGAAUUGUUAAAAAAUAAACUUUGUGAAUUCCUUGGUAAUCGCUCAAAGGAAACUUUUGCAGCUUCGCGCCGUUCAUUGACAGAGGCCCACAUUCCUGGAUACACAGGUUACAUUCCAAAAAUCAAAGCCACUGACACAGGACUCGGCUGUCGCUACCAUUCCUCCAAUUCCAUUGCAUUAAAACAGUUCUGGAGCAGUCGAUUACCAAAGGAACAGAAUCUAGGAAUAUCAAACAAAAGUGACACAGGGAUAUACAGAAUUGAGGGUAUGAUUCCUCACUACACGGGGUAUCUACCACAAAGGCGAUACCGAUAUGGGAAUACCUAUGGUGACACCUGCCGUUCUUUAGAAGUGUGUUCUCGCCAGAAGAUAUGCUUUGAUCCCCACGGACAACAAAUACGACCUUUCUCAGUCAUUUUUUAAUAAAUACAGAGAAUCAUAAUAAAAAAGAGUAAUAAAUACAAAACUAUACAAAUUAAUAAUAACAAUCCUUUCUACUAUAGGCACAAGGCCUGAAAUUUUGGGGGAGGGAACCAAU
Octopus sinensis (East Asian common octopus) is the source of this 1068-nucleotide messenger RNA. RefSeq names its product protein FAM166B-like. Bases 57 to 953 code for a protein of 298 amino acids. The transcript has 7 exons. The record is from RefSeq and is a predicted model, not a curated record. NCBI's taxonomy places the organism in Eukaryota, Metazoa, Mollusca, Cephalopoda, Octopoda, Octopodidae.